AUGGCUUGUAGUCGUGCUCUGGGGCUUGGUUGCCGCCGAGCAGGGCCCAACGGACCCCUGGCGCAGCGGGCGAGGGUCUUGCUCCACGUGGUACUUCUCGAAGAGGGGAUUGGUCUGGACGCCAUCAACGAUGCCUUCCUCCUCGAGUCGUCUGUCUACAGGCUGCUGAAGAAGUACUGUGGGGAGCGCCCCUACUACCUGCACCUGCUGGAGCUGUUCUUGCAGACUGGGUACCAGACUGAGCUCGGGCAGAUGCUGGACCUCAUUACUGCUCCCGUUUCCCAGGUGGAUUUGAAUCGCUUCAGCGAGCAGAGGUAUAAGGCAAUCGUUAAGUACAAGACGGCGUUCUACUCCUUCUACCUGCCUGUGGCCGCUGCCAUGUACAUGACUGGGAUUGACAGUAAGGAGGAGCACGACAAUGCCAAAGCGAUCUUGCUGGAGAUGGGCGAAUUCUUUCAGAUCCAGGACGAUUACCUCGACUGCUUUGGGGACCCGGAGCUGACGGGGAAGGUUGGCACUGAUAUCCAGGACAACAAGUGCAGCUGGCUGGUGGUGGAGUGUCUCCGUCGGGUCACACCAGAGCAGAGGCAGAUCCUGGAGGAGAACUAUGGCCGUAAGGAGCCCGAGAAGGUGGCAAAGGUGAAGGAGCUCUAUGAGACUCUGGGCAUGAGGGCCGCUUUUCAGGAGUACGAGGAGAACAGCUAUCGGCGCCUGCAGGAACUGAUCAAAAAGCACGCCAACCGCCUGCCCAAGGAGAUCUUCCUUGGCCUAGCCCAGAAGAUAUACAAGCGGCAGAAAUGA
Molecule: messenger RNA, 801 nt
Organism: Charadrius vociferus (killdeer)
Lineage: Eukaryota; Metazoa; Chordata; Aves; Charadriiformes; Charadriidae
Gene: FDPS
Product: farnesyl diphosphate synthase
Exons: 7
Coding region: 1-801 (266 amino acids)
Biological process (GO): trans, trans-farnesyl diphosphate biosynthetic process
Cellular component (GO): cytoplasm
Molecular function (GO): (2E,6E)-farnesyl diphosphate synthase activity; dimethylallyltranstransferase activity
Source: RefSeq, a predicted model, not a curated record